UAACUCACAGUAAUGUAAUACUUAUUACAUUAUGUGCAGUUAUUACAAAAUGCCUUGUUUUUACAUGAGUUGCUACAAUUGUCCUGUAUGUGCAUGUCACACCUGACCUGAAACGGUUUAUCUCUUGAAUUCCAUUGUGAUGUUUCCAAGGAACAAAUAAUUAUUUUGGUCAGUCAGCCACCUUUCCAGUUCACCUCUAAAAGGUCAGUCUAACCAGAGCUCUACAUCAUCACAAGAAAAAACAAAACAAAAAGGGGUCAUGUGACGCAAUAUAUUGAUGCAAUGAAGCUGCUUAGUUAUUUUUGUACAAUGCAUAAAGGAAUAAUCUCCUUUUGGUUAUGAUCUUGGAUUGUGUGUUCUUUUGUACUUUCUGAGCAAGUUCAUUUGAGUAUAAUGGAACUUUGUAAGUAAAAUUUGCAUAAUUCCAAAACAUUCAUGUUAAUUUAUAUAGCAUAAUUCAUUCACUGUUCAUGCAUUCAAUAAUUUAUUCAUUCAUUCUUUCAUUUUUUUAUGAAAUAAAAGUCUAGCUGCAUACAGUCAUGAUAUAACCCACUGUAAACUAUCCCAAGAUUUUUUUAAAGCACCUUAUCAGCCCACGCCUGACGUUCACAUGACUGAAUUUCAAGCAAAAAUCACAAGAAAACUGACCUUUUUUGGGGAAACGAGCUUUGUCACAGAGAUCAGUCUUGGAUAUGCUGGUGUGAGGAAUAACCCUAUUUUUAAUAUUUUUUUAGUCAUAUGAUUUCAACAAAUAAGAAAAAAUACAACCUUAAAAACUUUUUUCAAUGGACGAUCUCUUUGAUCAGGUUUUGCCUACAUUAUGGGAACCAAAUGAUAGAAAUAUAGGAAUAUGAGGAAAUUAGGACUUAAUAAACAUACAAAUUAAUGAUUAAAUGUUUUAAUAUUCAAAAAAGUUUUGUGUGAUGGUUAGAUUUAGGGGUAGAGGACAUCAAAUAUCAUAAGCUCAGUAUUAUACACAAUAGAUGUCAAUUGGAAGUCCCUAUGUGUAGGUCUAUUAGUGUGCACCUUUUAAAUUAAUAGGUCUUUGCCACUGAAAAUUAUAGCCAUUUCACAACAACAAAGACAAACAAACACUAUUAGGUCGAAUUAUUAUUAUUACUAUUAUUAUUUUGAUUAUCAGGCUAUUGUUUUAAACUUUCUAAGAAUUUGACAUGUCUAAUAGGCUACAGCUUAUGGGGUCUAGCUUAUAUGAACACGUGAGGUCAUAUGCUCAGACGUUUGACGCUCAUUUGGGUCUUUACAUUAAGACGAGUAAAUCAUGAAUCAGUUUCCGCCGUUUGCAUGACUGUAACGUAUUAUUAAAUUACACCCCAUAAAAAGGGUGUGACGUGUAAAACAUAACGGAGCGCGUGCUCACACUAAAUACCGACGUGCUCAAUUGGACACAGCGAUAGUGAAGGGCUCCUAUAAAUGCCACACUGAGUGGGAGAAACUUAGACUGCAACUGAAUCUCAGCUCAGAGCAUCACGACGAUCACUCGCCUAUAGCCGAGAACCGGUUGCAAAUUUGAAAGAAUAGACAUCUGAUUUCAUUUACUACUAUAUUUUUCUUUUGAAUUAAAUAUUAAUAGUAAUAAUUUAUUCUCUUUUAAAUAGUAGCCUAAUUUAAAGUACAUUCAAUGGAAUACCAAAAGGCGGCAGAAUUGAACGGUUUAUGCAAUGGCAAAAUUGUCACAGAGUAUCUCUGCCGUAAUGGCUUUAGCGAGUUGACAGUCGACACGAAAAAAGUCGCUGUCCAGCACAAAAACGAAACAUCCCGGAAAGAGGCGGAGGAUGAGUCGCGGUUACCUGCUCUCGAGGCGGCAUACACAACCAUCCUGCGAGGUCUGGGAGAGAACACUGACCGGCAGGGUCUCCUCAAAACCCCUCUCCGUGCAGCUAAGGCAAUGCAGUUCCUGACCAAAGGCUACCACGAGACCAUCUACGAUGUACUAAAUGAUGCCAUAUUUGAUGAGGACCACGAGGAGCUAGUUAUUGUGAAAGAUAUUGACGUGUUUUCACUUUGUGAACAUCAUCUAGUACCAUUUUUUGGCAAGGUUCACAUAGGAUAUCUGCCAAGUAAAAAGGUUGUUGGCCUCAGUAAGCUUGCAAGGAUCGUUGAAAUCUACAGUCGCAGACUUCAAGUUCAAGAACGCCUAACAAAGCAAAUAGCAAUGGCAAUCUCUGAGGCCUUGCAGCCUGUCGGUGUGGCAGUCGUCAUUGAGGCAGCUCACAUGUGCAUGGUCAUGCGUGGAGUGCAGAAGAUGAACAGCCGUACUGUGACCAGCGCCAUGCUGGGUGUAUUCAGAGAGGACCCGAAGGCCCGAGAGGAGUUCCUCGCCCUGACAAAAAGUGCAUAGUGAUCACACUUACCUGUGCCAACUCCAUCAGUGUGUUUACAGUCAAACAGGUCAAUGAUUUUUCUCUACGUUUGAAACCCUCCAUGGUGCUAAGAGAAUCUCACUGAGCCCGAGCUGUAGAUCUGUCCACCAGCUGCUGAAGCACAGCUGUAUUGCCAACAGCUGAAACUCACUGUUUGCAUAUACUGAAAUAUAAAAUGUGAAUAUUGAAGGAUCAGUGUUACUACAUGAACUACUACUUUUGAGAAAAAGACCUGCCACUGAAUCAUUCACACAGUUGCCUUAAAACUGAUAGAAUUAGUAUUAUAUGUGUCAUUUCUAUUAUCUCACUUGUUAUUAACAAUUACUAAAUUAACAUAUUGCCUCAGAUACUUGUUUAACAUUAUUAAUUUUUGCAAAAUGAAGAUAUUAGAACUAAUUUGUAUAUAAAUUUUAAAAACAUUUUUUGUCAUAUACUCUGAUUAGAUAAUAUUCAAAGGAUUAUAAGCCAACAUGAUGAAUAAUUUAUACUUAUAUAAGUCAAUGAAAGGUUCUUUGUGAUAUAUCUGGGGAAUCAUUUGUAUGUGGUUAGAAAUAAUCAACAUUGCCACUGAGAUAUUGCUUUUUUUUUUUUUUACAUAAUAUAUAGGUCUGAAUUGUAUAAAACAAAACAAAACAUUUGUCAACUAUGCCAACUAAAACAUUAAAGCACCAUUUAUGGAAUGCAUUGGUCUGUUUUCUUAUGCAAAAGACUGAUUUCUGCAAGAUGUCACAAUUUUAUUUUGCAUUUUAUUUUGUAUUUACAGAGGCAAAAACAGUCUCACGUUGGUACAGGAGUCAAUUCUUAAUUUAUUUGAUCUUAAGGGAAUGAUAUUAUACA
Ctenopharyngodon idella (grass carp) is the source of this 3218-nucleotide messenger RNA. It is a transcript of the gene gch2, whose product is annotated as GTP cyclohydrolase 2. The record is from RefSeq and is a predicted model, not a curated record. Gene Ontology annotation, biological process: tetrahydrobiopterin biosynthetic process; tetrahydrofolate biosynthetic process. Bases 1640 to 2359 code for a protein of 239 amino acids. NCBI's taxonomy places the organism in Eukaryota, Metazoa, Chordata, Actinopteri, Cypriniformes, Xenocyprididae. Gene Ontology annotation, cellular component: cytoplasm. Gene Ontology annotation, molecular function: GTP cyclohydrolase I activity; zinc ion binding; GTP binding. The transcript has 6 exons.